This is a messenger RNA of Drosophila subpulchrella, 431 nucleotides long. RefSeq names its product WW domain-containing protein C660.06. The coding region runs from base 1 to 372 and encodes 123 amino acids. Lineage: Eukaryota; Metazoa; Arthropoda; Insecta; Diptera; Drosophilidae. The record is from RefSeq and is a predicted model, not a curated record. The transcript has a single exon.
AUGAAGUUAUUUGCACUCUGCGCUAUCCUGCUCCUCGCCAUGGUGGCAGUCCAGGCCAACCCCCACGGAGGACGACAUGGUGGCCACGGAGGACACGGUGGCUUUGGUGGAUACGGAGGACCCGGUGGCUUUGGUGGAUUUGGCGGACCCGGUGGCUACAGUGGACUCGGAGGACCAGCUGCCUAUGGAGGAGGACCAGCUGCCUAUGGAGGAGGACCAGCUGCCUAUGGAGGAGGACCAGGGGUCUAUGGCGGAGGACCAGGUGCCUAUGGAGGAGGAAGUGGAUUUGCCGAGGCCAAAGCCCAAGCCUCAGCCACGUCCUCUGCUUCUGGUGGCGGAGGAGGCUACGGUGGUCCAAAUUAUUACGGAUAGGCGACGAUAAUUCUCGCAGCCAAGAAAAGAAAAAACUUAACAAUUGUCUUUUAAUAAAA